Molecule: messenger RNA, 366 nt
Organism: Gongylonema pulchrum
Lineage: Eukaryota; Metazoa; Nematoda; Chromadorea; Rhabditida; Gongylonematidae
Source: the annotation of a GenBank genome assembly
AUGAAUAUCAUCGUGUGCACUCCCGGUAGACUACUGCAACACAUGGACGAGAACAGUACAUUCUCAUGCGAUCACAUUCAAAUUCUCGUGAUCGACGAAGCUGAUCGAAUCCUGGAUCUUGGCUUCUCAAAGCAGAUGAAUGCUAUAUUGGAGAAUUUGCCACUGGAGCGUCAGACACUGUUGUUCUCAGCUACACAGACCAAAAAUGUCAACGACUUGGUACGGCUGGCAAUGAAAAAUCCCAUUUAUGUGUCUGUGCAUGAGAACGCACCACAGGCAACACCCGAUUCACUGCAACAAGUAUCAUUUUUAUUAUUUUUUUUUUAUUUUGGAAUAACACUGACCAGCGAAAAUCCACCGACAUGA